AUGAAGAUUUUUAUGAUGCAACCCCCGGGUUUUGAAGAUAAAGGUAACCCUGCUGCAGUUUGCAAACUCCGGAAAGCUGUCUAUGGUUUAAAACAAGCUCUGAGAGCUUGGAACUCUUAUGCUGAUGCAAGCCUCUUUAUCUACAACAAAAAAAUGGUGUCUUCUUAUCUAGGAACAUUAUCAUACUUCCUUGGUAUUGAAGCUACUCAUUCUCCAAAGGGUUUAUUAUUAACACAAAAGCGUUACAUUGCAGAUUUGCUUCACAGGACAAACAUGAAGAACGCUAAAUCAGUCGCAACUCCCAUGUGCACACCCGAUCAGCUCACACUCAACUCUGGCCAUAAAAUUGAUGAUCCAAAACAGUUUCGUGCAGUUGUUGGGAGCCUCAAGUACAUGUCUUUAACAAGACCAGGCAUCUCUUUCGCAGUCAACAAAAUGUCUCAAUAUAUGCAUCAACCUACCGAUGAACAUUGGGCUGCUGUCAAACGAAUCUUAAGAUACCUUUCUGGAACCAUGGUGCACGGUAUCUUCCUUCCUCGCCACAACACUCCAACUCUCCAUGCUUUUAUCGACGCUGACUGGGAUGGCAACAAAGAUGAUUACACCUCUACUGGCGCUGACAUUGUAUAUUAUGGGAGCCACCCCAUUGCAUGGUAG
Messenger RNA from Brassica oleracea var. oleracea, 657 nucleotides. RefSeq lists its product as uncharacterized. NCBI's taxonomy places the organism in Eukaryota, Viridiplantae, Streptophyta, Magnoliopsida, Brassicales, Brassicaceae. The record is from RefSeq and is a predicted model, not a curated record. The transcript is spliced from 3 exons. Bases 1 to 657 code for a protein of 218 amino acids.